AACUCUCUCUCUCUCUCUCACCCUCACUCUCAUACACAGUUACACACACACUCACACACAAAGAUAAACAGAUUAGAUUCGAUAAAAUAAAAGAGCCCUCUUUUCCUUUUUCUUUUUUUAUUUCUUGGUUUCCUUGCAACAAUAGCACUUUUGUCUCCAUCGGCUUACAUUUUCAAAAGAUGAGUUUAUCAUAGGUAGAUUCAAAGUGAAACAGCAAGAUCUUUGAACAGGAAAAGAAGUUUCACUUAGUAGUCCCUACAUCUUUAAAAAAACUCUCUUUCUCUCUUUAUCUUACGGGAGACAUGAAUCUUCUCUGCCUAUUACCACCCAUGUGGGCAUGUACCUUCUCUUUGUUGUCACUUAUAAUUCUUGCCAGACCAGAGUCAACUGUUUCCUCCAUUUCUGCCUCUGUUCUUCUUUCUAAACAGGAACCCAUUUCUCAAUUUUCUUCAGAAAUGGAAGCUGUUUCUCCGGGAGCGGCUGUGGUUAGAAUAGUGCACCACCAGGAUUUGAACAAGAGAAUUCUUGUAGCUCUAAUUGUUGCCUCCACUCUCCUUGGUGGAAUAUUGCUCUUUUUGAUAUGUUUCUGGAUCUGUAGACAGAAAAACCUGAAGAAUUCCAGUGGGAAAAGCAAACAACACUUGGAACCUACAAAAGCACUUUCAUUGAGUCCAAUUGUGGAUCGGUUUAAUUCCUUAUGGAUGGCUGGCAAGAAGGGUUCAGUAGCUGUUAUUGAGUAUCAGUUAUUGGAAGUUGCGACAAACAAUUUCCAUGAAAGUAAUGUUUUGGGUGAAGGUGGCCGUGGACGUGUCUACAAAGCUCGUUUCGAUGAGAAAUUUCUAGCUGCUGUGAAAAAAUUAGAUGGUGGAGGACAAGAUGCUGAAAGAGAAUUUGAGAAUGAGGUGGACUGGUUGGUCAAAAUCCAGCAUCAGAAUAUAGUUUCACUAUUGGGAUACUGUAUCCAUGGUGAAAUGAGGUUACUUGUAUAUGAAAUGAUGCAAAAUGGUUCUUUGGAGAGUCAAUUGCAUGGACCUACUCAAGGAUCAGCUUUAACCUGGCAUCUACGAAUGAAAAUUGCAAUUGAUGUUGCAAGGGCAUUAGAAUAUCUUCAUGAGCACUGCAGUCCACCUGUUGUCCAUAGAGACAUAAAGUCUUCUAACAUUCUUCUGGAUUCCAACUUCAAUGCUAAGUUGUCAGACUUUGGUCUCGCUGUGACUACUGGAGCCCAAAACAAGAAUGUAAAGUUGUCAGGAACAUUGGGAUAUGUAGCUCCUGAGUACCUCUUAGAGGGUAAAUUGACUGAUAAAAGUGAUGUAUAUGCUUUUGGAGUUGUUCUUCUGGAGCUGCUAAUCGGAAAGAAACCACUGGAGAAAAUGUCACCAACUCAGUGCCAAUCUCUUGUCACAUGGGCCAUGCCCCAGCUUACUGACAGAUCAAAACUUCCAAACAUAGUGGAUCCAGUAAUAAAAGAGACAAUGGAUUUAAGGCAUCUAUAUCAGGUUGCUGCUGUUGCUGUGCUCUGCAUACAACCGGAACCAAGUUAUAGGCCAUUGAUAACUGAUGUCCUGCAUUCUCUCAUCCCUCUUGUACCUACGGAACUAGGAGGUUCACUAAGAGUUACAUAGCCUGUCACUCCUAUCUGCCCUCUCUUUCACUGAUUAUACGAAUCAGAAAUUGUGACUGCGAUGUCUUGACUUUGACUUGCAUCUGAUCUUCGCUUACAAGGUUGCGACGGCCUCUCCUCCUUGCUUGCUGCGCAUUCUUUUCCACAUGAACUUUUCCUCCGGGGGCCUGACGCAAUUUAAGUAUGCCAUGGUGGUGCUUAUUUGAUUGGUUUCCGUAUGUUACAAUGUAAAGUGACUUAAAAAUUGAUACAUGAAGCCUCUUUGAAA
Theobroma umbraticum is the source of this 1892-nucleotide messenger RNA. RefSeq names its product Protein kinase superfamily protein. Lineage: Eukaryota; Viridiplantae; Streptophyta; Magnoliopsida; Malvales; Malvaceae. The record is from RefSeq and is a predicted model, not a curated record. Gene Ontology annotation, molecular function: protein kinase activity; ATP binding. Gene Ontology annotation, biological process: protein phosphorylation.